AUAAUUACUGUUCCUUAUUGCCAAUCGGUGAGUAACUCAGUCAGUCGCGUUUGCUUUGCUCAACAUGAAGGUGCUUCUGCUUCUGGGCGUGCUGCCGCUGCUGGCCGCGGCUGUCGGCGGUGACCUGGUCAUCGUGGAUCGUCAGGGCUGGGCGGCCAGGGCCCCGCAAGGUGCCAAACAGACGCUGACCGCGCCCGUCAAGUACGUCAUCCUGCACCAUACAUCAACGCCGAGCUGCAGCACCCAGAAGAAGUGCGCGGCACAAGUUCGCGCGAUCCAGGACGACCACAUGGACACAAGCGCCUUUCACGACAUCGGCUACAACUUCCUUGUCGGCGGAGACGGUCUGGUGUAUGAGGGACGCGGCUGGGACACGAGAGGCGCCUUCCUCAAGGGCUGGAACGUCAAGGCCGUCGGCAUCGCGCUUAUCGGCGACUUCAACCACAAGGCGCCCUCCGACGCGCAGCUGCAGGUGGCGCAGCUCCUCAUCUCCCAGGGCGUGAAGCUGGGCAAGCUGAGCGGCGACCACCUCGUGGCGGGCGCGUGCCAGGUCGGAGCGACUCGCAGCCCCGGCCAGCUCACCGUCAACAAGAUCCGCUCGUGGCCGGACUGGUGGUCCUACUCCAUCAAAGGAGCCUCCUGCAAGUAGCCCGGCGUCACCAACUUUCAAAAAGUGCCCUGCCCUGUCGUGGUGAAUAAACAUAUAUAACAUUUAUAAA
Molecule: messenger RNA, 719 nt
Organism: Frankliniella occidentalis (western flower thrips)
Lineage: Eukaryota; Metazoa; Arthropoda; Insecta; Thysanoptera; Thripidae
Product: peptidoglycan-recognition protein SC2-like
Exons: 3
Coding region: 65-649 (194 amino acids)
Biological process (GO): peptidoglycan catabolic process; innate immune response
Molecular function (GO): N-acetylmuramoyl-L-alanine amidase activity; peptidoglycan binding; zinc ion binding
Source: RefSeq, a predicted model, not a curated record